GAAGAUGGCGGAGCAAAGCACGGUUCCAAGCGAUCUGUACCAACAUGUUUACUCGUUUCUCUUGGAGAACAAUUUUACGAAGGCCGCGGAGCAGUUUUCAAAGAAGGCCAAAGUGACGGCCGUGGACCAGAAUGAGCAGAGUCUCUUGGAUAUCUUCAAUUUCUGGGUGAAGUCUCCCGAAGCAAAGAAGCGCAAGGCGCAGACUAAAACACCAGCAGCCAAUGGCCCCUCUGCCAAAAAGGCCAGGAAGGAAGAAGAGAGUUCCAGCAGUGAGGAGGAGGCAGAGCCGGCUGUUAAAACCGCACCUGCAGUUCCCAAAGCUCCAGCUCCAGCUAAGAAACCUGCUGCCAAGCAGGAGUCCAGCAGCAGCAGUGAGGACUCGAGUGACUCUGAAGAUGAGGCUGCAAGCAAGACCCCAGCAAAGGUGAGGCUGAAGAUGAUGGCUCCAGCAAAGCCCGCUGCAGCGGCCAGGAAGGACGACACCAGCUCCAGCAGCGAAGAGUCUGAUUCCGAAGAUGAGGGGGCAGCGAAGACCCCUGCUGCAGCUGUGAAGGCUGCCCCGAAAGCCGCUGCCCCGAAAGCCGCCGCCCCCCAGAAGAAGCAGGAAAGCAGCAGCAGCAGCGACAGCUCAAGUGACUCAGAGGACGAGGAGCCAGCCAAGAAACCAGUUAAACCGUCCGCCCCAGUCAAGACCCCCCCUGCCAAGGCGGCAGCAGCAGCAGAAUCCAGCAGUGAUGAUGACUCUUCGUCAGAGGAAGAAGAGGAGGCCCCUCCCACCAAGAAGCCCAAACCGGGGCCAUACAGUGCGGUUCCACCCCCACCCGCAGUGCAGAAGGCUUCCGUUCCAGCAAAGGUCAGCAAAGCAGAGAGCAGUGAUUCCUCGGACAGCAGUGAAGAUGAAGAUGAGGAUGAAAAGAAGGUGGCUGCUAAGCCUGCCCCAGUCAAAGCUGCCCCAGCCAAACCUGCCACCCUCAAACCUGUAGCCAAAAAGGCCGAGUCCAGUUCUGACAGCUCUGACUCCAGCUCAGAGGAAGAGGAGGAGGAGGAGCCAGCAGCAAAGGCAACUGCGGCAGCAAAGGCAACUGCGGCCGCAAAGAAGACACCCCCCGCCAAGGCCGCACCUGUCAAGAAAGGUGGCGACUCUUCAUCCAGCUCAGAUUCUGACAGCUCAGAGGACGAAACUCCUGCUAAACCCGCCCCCACCCCUGCCUCCACUCCCGCUGCUCCCAAAACCUCUACAGCCAAGGCAUCCUCCAGCAGCUCUGACUCAGACAGCUCUUCAUCAGACGAAGAUGAGGGACCACCCCAAAAAAAGCCGACUCCAGCCAAGCCUGCAGUCACCCCAGCCAAGGCAGCGGCCAAACCCGCCACCCCGGUGAUCAAGCCGGCCGCGGCGGCUGAGAGCAGCUCCGACUCAGACAGUGACAGCUCCGACUCUGAGGAUGAGGCCGCCAGCGCCAAGGCAGCAAAACCUGUGGCUAAGAGCACCCCUGCCAAGGCCACGCCCCCUGCCAAGGCCGCACCUCCAGCAGCUGAGUCCAGUAGCAGCGAGUCAGACAGCUCCAGCGAGGAAGAGGAAGAGGAGAAGGGUAAAAAGGCAGUAGCAACCCCCAAACAGACUGCAGCGAAGGCAGCCACGCCUGCUAAAGCCACGCCCGCUAAGGCCACACCCGCUCAGAAAGAGGAAGACAGCAGCAGCUCAGAUUCCUCUGACAGCUCAGACUCAGAGUCAGAGACAGAGUCAAAGAAAACACCGGCCAAGCCCGCAGUGGCCAACAGUACGGCAGCUACCCCUGCUAAACCCACUCCCUCAAAAGCCACGCCCGCUAAAGCCACGCCCGCUAAAGCCACGCCCGCUAAAGCCACGCCCGCUAAAGCCACGCCUGCUAAAGCCACACCUGCUCAGAAACAGGAUGACAGUAGCAGCUCAGAUUCCUCUGACAGCUCAGACUCGGAGUCAGAGACAGAGUCAAAGAAAACACCCGCCAAGCCCAAAGUGGCCAACGGUACAGCAGCUACCCCUGCUAAAACCACGCCCGCAAAAGCCACACCUGCUAAAUCCACACCUGCUAAAACCACACCAGCUCAGAAACAGGAAGACAGCAGCAGCUCGGACUCCUCCGGCAGCUCAGACUCUGAGUCAGAGACGGAAUCAAAGACAACGCCCGCCAAACCCGCGGUGGCCAACGGGAAGGCAGCCACGCCCAAGACGCCCGCCUCUGCAACUAAGGCACCUGCAAAGAAGGCAGCGGAGUCUUCAUCCUCCAGCGACAGCAGCUCUGAGGAUGAGAAGGAGAGUCCGAAGGCAGUGAAGACGUCCACCCCUGCACCCGCAGUCACAAAAACGUCCACUCCAGCCCCUUCUGCCACGACCAAGGGGGACAGCAGCUCCUCUGACAGUUCGUCAGAAGAGGAGGAGGAGGAGGCAGAGCCAGCAACGGCGGUCACCACACCCACAGUCAACGGCACAAACGGCAAGAGGAAAAGGGACGCAGAGUCUUCAUCAGAAAGUGAGGAGGAGGCUGAAGCGGAGAAGAAAACGCCCAAAGGCCAGAAAGCGACAGCGGUCACCCCACACUCCUUCCCCAAGGCCAAGCAGAAGCAAUCCAAUGCUCCUUUCCGUAGAAUAAGAGAGGAGGAGGUCGAGGUGGAUCCUCGGCUCGCUGACAACUCCUUCAACGCCAAGCUGGGGUCCAACGGAGACUGGGGCCAGAAGGCCAACGACGUGCUCCGUUUCACCAAGGGCAAGUCCUUCCGUCACGAAAAGACCAAGAAGAAGAGGGGCAGUUACCGCGGCGGCGCCAUCUCCACCGGUGUCAAUUCCAUCAAAUUCGACAGUGACUGAAACCCCAGACUUGCUCACCCUCCCUACCUGGACCUGUCUAAUGUGUACCCUCAACACCCCCAAAAAAACAAUCUUGCAGGACAUACUUGAACUUUAGUCAAACCUGGCAGUUCAUUUUGUUAAUGAAUCAAGGGGCUGUUUUUGGUUGUGUGAAAUGGCCUGGAGAUGUAACCGAAGCAGAAAAGACUGAAAUUUCCUCUCCACUUCACUGCACACCCCCCAACCCCCUGUUCCCAAUCAAAUGCCCCAAAUGUCCCACAUUGCCUGUUGCAAGGCUGCACUUACAGCCUGGAGUCAGCAGGUGGUGCUGUUGAGAGAAUUCCGUUCAGAGUUCUGUUUAUUUACUGAUAUGAAAAAGUUUUUUUCCCCCUUUGCUCUAGCCCUUCUAAAAAUUUUAGGAUCAACUUAAAUUGUCCUCAUCAAUUUUUUUCGUGGUCGAUUUGAAAUUGGCUUCAGUUGUAUAUCCAUGUUGAUUUUAUGUCUGAGUUGACAGCAGCUAAUGCUAAUAAGCUAUAUGUAGCGUGCUCAAGGUCUGACUUUUUCCCUUUAGUUUCUUGGAGAAGUUGGGGAUUGUCAUUUGCAGACAGUAACCUGGCCCAUUAGAGGCAUUAUUUAGCUAUUUGUCAUGGUUCAUUCAACCACCCCCCUCCUAGUCAUAAUUUUACAAACGCUUUCAUGUUUUACAAAGGUUUAUAAAUUUAGACCAUCUUGAGAGGAGGACCUUACCGUUUCACUUUGCUCAGAAGCCAUAUUGUCUGUAAAUGUAACUGUGAUGGAUGGUGAGGCUGUUCUAUACUGGAAUAGGCAACAGUGGGGACCCCCUGGUGGUUAGACUGCUUGGUAUCCGUUUCUCUGCACCAAGAUGACAGCCGGUGUUGUGAUUCACCUGCUGUCUCCAGGGGUAUGUGACACCACAUUCAUGCACCACUCACCAGCCCCCCCCCUUUUUUUAAAUUCUGUUCAAAAUUAUAUUCAUUAUAAAAAUUUGUGUUUCUUGUCCUUUUGGGUAUUUUUCUCUGUCUAGUAAGAUGGAAACGUUAUUACUGUGAUUAAAGA
Messenger RNA from Megalops cyprinoides (Indo-Pacific tarpon), 3901 nucleotides. It is a transcript of the gene nolc1, whose product is annotated as nucleolar and coiled-body phosphoprotein 1. Gene Ontology annotation, molecular function: protein binding. The record is from RefSeq and is a predicted model, not a curated record. Bases 5 to 2845 code for a protein of 946 amino acids. NCBI's taxonomy places the organism in Eukaryota, Metazoa, Chordata, Actinopteri, Elopiformes, Megalopidae. The transcript is spliced from 14 exons. Gene Ontology annotation, cellular component: nucleoplasm; nucleolus.